Messenger RNA from Pleuronectes platessa (European plaice), 1690 nucleotides. RefSeq lists its product as uncharacterized. Gene Ontology annotation, molecular function: nucleic acid binding. Gene Ontology annotation, biological process: DNA integration. The record is from RefSeq and is a predicted model, not a curated record. Lineage: Eukaryota; Metazoa; Chordata; Actinopteri; Pleuronectiformes; Pleuronectidae. Bases 187 to 1638 code for a protein of 483 amino acids. The transcript has 8 exons.
CUUUGCUUGCUGUUGAGCUGAAUCUCGUGGGCGGGACCUACGCCGAAAGAUGUAAGACACGUCUCUAUUGGCCAGUCUCGAUCGGAGUGACAGCUUGGCAACACCCACAGUUAGUAACGAGAGAGGGAGUUUUGAAGUCCAUGAUGAGAACGAGUGGGACUCGGGAGCCGAGAGGAUAGAAAAUCAAUGCGCAGAAUGGAAAACCAACCGGGCAGAUCACAGGCCCAGGAACCCAUGCGAUGGCAGCUCCUGCAGAGAGUCAGGGAUAGACUUACUUCUGUCAUCAACAGGCAACCCAUUGACUUUGAAUACCUGUACUUUGUUUGCUCUCAGGAGUUGCAGUUUGUUCGAGCUGGGGCAGCCUAUAUUGACCUUCCUGAGUGUGUUGUAGGCAGUCUACAACAGCUGUCCGAAGUUGUCAGCACUUAUCUCUCACAGAGUAUUGUCCCUCCACUAUUGGAUGAUGUAGCUGUGGUUGAAUGGACUGGGAGUGUGGGGCGACCCCGGCUAAACAUAGAAAGUCAAACCCUCCUGAAUCUACUCAGUACUGGGUUACCACUGACUUCUUUGACUGACCUCCAUGGCAUUUCAAGGUCAACUCUGUAUAGACGGAUGCAAGAGCAUAACCUCUCUGUCAGAAAAUGCUAUUCUGACAUAUCAGAUGAUGUGCUAGAUCAGAAGGUUAGGUCUAUAAAGGCAAGAAUGCCCCAUGCUGGCUACAGGCUAGUGAAAGGAUCUCUACAAGCAAUGGGGCAUCGGAUUUCGUGGAGAAGAGUAAAGAUGUCAUUGCAGCGUGUGGAUGGUGCAGGAAUAAUUGCCAGGAUGGUCCAGCUGUCUUGCAUUGCAAGACGGACAUACUCUGUUCCCGCUCCCUUGUCUCUUGUCCACAUCGACACAAACCACAAGUUAAUAAGGUACAACAUUGUGAUUUUUGGAGCAAUUGAUGGCUUUUCAAGGAAGAUCUUUUACCUGGACACAGCUGGGAAUAACAGAGCAGAGACGGCUUUUGGAUUCUUCAUGGAUGGAGUUCGGAAAAAUGGAUGGCCAUCAAGAGUACGAGCCGAUCAAGGGGUUGAAAAUGUAGACAUCGCUAGAUGCAUGUUUACUGUGCGAGGAACAGCCCGUGGCAGCUUUAUUGCUGGAAAAAGCGUCCAUAACCAGAGAGUGGAACGCCUAUGGAGAGAUGUUUGGAGUGUAACGUGUCAGUACUACGACGUGCUCCACAGUUUGGAGGAAGAGGGCUUCAUUGACCUGUCCAUUGCUGUCCACCUCUUCUGUGUGGGCUAUGUCUUCAUACCACGACUACGAUCAGAUUUGCAGCAUUUUACGGAGAGCUGGAAUUGUCACCCCUUAAGCACAGAGGGAAAUCUGACACCGAAUCAGCUAUGGAUGAUCGGGAUGCUGCAAGCACCUGUGCCAGAGCCAGACCUGGUAGAGAUCCAGCAAGCUGAGGAGCAACCCUCUCAGGAACAGCAAAGUGACAACACUGAGCAUGGAGUUAUUGUACCAGACAUCCAAUGUCCCCUGUCAGCUGAAAGACUUGCUGCACUACAGCACCUAGUGAACCCCACCACCGAGUCCUCAUCCUUUGGUCGGGACAUCUACUUGCAGGCUCUUGGAACAGCUUUCGGACUCUAACAUUCUGACAUGCACACAUGCAUCUUUUCAACCUGCCAUAAUUACCUCAGAU